AUGACAGGAAAAACAUUAAAAGUACUAGCUUGUGGAGAUGUUUGUGGUAAAUUUAAUCAGUUAUAUAACAGAGUUUCAGCUAUUCAGAAAAAAGGUGGAAAUUUUGAUGUAUUAUUGUGUGUGGGAGAUUUUUUCGGUAAUGAUUCUGCUGAAUGGGAAGAUUAUAAAUCAGGCAAAAUUAAAGGAAAGCGAGGAAGAUACACUACAAGUUCAGGUUUACAGAUUGCCUAUCUCAGUGGAUUAGAGAGUUCUACGGAAGAGGGUGAUAAAUCCCAUUUUACUCACAAAGAUACAUGUAGUCUAGUUUUACCAGUGAUAUCUGACCCUAAUUACAUUGGGAUCGAUAUUUUGAUAACUUCACAGUGGCCCAGAGGGGUCCAGAAAUAUGCUUCACAAGCAGAAGGUUUAGAAGAGGGAAAGCUAGUCGGAUCAGAAGGUGUAUCUGAGAUAGCCAGAAUUCUACGACCAAGAUAUCAUUUUGCUGGAUUGGAGGGAGUUUUCUAUGAAAGACAACCAUAUAGGAACCAUCAAGUUUUGAUAGAAAGUGCCAGACACACAACAAGGUUUAUUGGACUUGCUAAAGUUGGCAAUAAAGAAAAGAAGAAGGUUAAUGUUUUAUUGAUCAUUAUGCUUUGGUGA
Lottia gigantea (owl limpet) is the source of this 639-nucleotide messenger RNA. RefSeq lists its product as hypothetical. Lineage: Eukaryota; Metazoa; Mollusca; Gastropoda; Lottiidae. The transcript has 6 exons. The record is from RefSeq and is a predicted model, not a curated record. Gene Ontology annotation, cellular component: post-mRNA release spliceosomal complex. Gene Ontology annotation, biological process: mRNA splicing, via spliceosome. Gene Ontology annotation, molecular function: hydrolase activity; RNA lariat debranching enzyme activator activity. The coding region runs from base 1 to 639 and encodes 212 amino acids.